Molecule: messenger RNA, 859 nt
Organism: Lactuca virosa
Lineage: Eukaryota; Viridiplantae; Streptophyta; Magnoliopsida; Asterales; Asteraceae
Source: the annotation of a GenBank genome assembly
CAAGUUAUAUCUAAAUGCAAUCUGAUCCAGCGAUGCAACAAUCACUGAGGUUUAUUUGAAAGAGUUGACAGCUUUAAAAAGGGGACCAAGUUUGAAGAGAUCUCUUAUAUAUUUAACUAAUAUACACGUAUCAGAUUCGUAGACGAAUAAGAAGGUCUUGAAUUACGUAUUGUAAUUGGAAUAUUGAUAUUGGUUGAUUUAAUUUUGUAUAAAAAUCUUGAAGAAAAAGAUGAGUUAUUUUGGGGAAGCUGGACCUGGAAAUGACAGAUCGUCAUCUGCAGGUGGAUCGUCUUCCUCAAGAAAAGGGAAAAAGAGUGGUUCAGAUAAGCCGAAGCAACCCCAGAGAGGUCUUGGCGUUGCUCAGUUGGAAAAGAUCAGACUCCAUAGCCAAAUGGGUUUUCUUGCACAGGAGGAUAUCGGACUUCAAACAGCAUAUUCAUCGUCAGCUUCAUUUUCAUACACUUCACCAUCAACAGCUUCUUUCAAUACCUUCCAAGGACACCAAUCCCAGAUGAUGCAGAUGGGUAUGGGCGAAUUAGAAAGAACGAAUGUUGUCUAUGGUGAAACACAGCUUAGCAGUAACCCACGAUGGGACGCAAGCCAUGCCAUUUUAGAAGCUCAACACUAUGCACAACCUGCAGGCAUAAACAGGCACCUUCUAAACCCAGAAUUAACUGAGGUAAAGGAUUCAAUGAGGAGACAGAAAAGGAAAGAUCAAAACGAUUCAAUGGGGUCAAGCAGUCAGAAUUCCGAUUCAAAUGACAGCCAAGAAUUAGAUCUGGAGCUAAGACUUUCACUUUGAUUCAAAAAUUUUCUCCCGUUUUAUGGAUUGGCUACCGGUUGUAACUUGUUUUCUUAU